AUGGAAGACUGGAGAAUUCGUGGUUACGACCCUUUAACUCCACCUGAUUUGUUACAACACGAGUACCCUUUGACUCCAGAGUCUCUGAAAACGAUAUUGGAAGGUAGAAAUUCUGCUGUUGAUAUUUUGAAUGGAAAGGAUGAUAGAUUGAUUAUUGUUAUUGGCCCUUGCUCAAUCCAUGACCCUAAAGCUGCAUUGGAGUAUGCUGACAGACUUCACAAGGAAGCAGAAAAACACAAAAGUGAACUCUUGAUUGUUAUGAGAGCAUAUUUGGAAAAACCAAGAACAACAGUUGGAUGGAAAGGUUUGAUUAAUGACCCUGAUAUCAACGGAACUUUCCAUAUCAACAAGGGUUUGAGAAUUGCAAGAAAGUUGUUUGUUGACUUGACUUCAAAAUUACCAAUUGCUGGUGAGAUGUUGGAUACCAUUUCACCUCAGUUUUUGUCUGAUUUAUUCUCGGUGGGAGCAGUUGGUGCACGAACUACUGAAUCGCAAUUGCACAGAGAAUUGGCAUCUGGCUUAUCAUUCCCUGUCGGAUUCAAGAAUGGAACCGAUGGAACCUUGGGUGUGGCCAUUGAUGCUGUUCAUUCUGCUUCUCAUCCCCACCACUUUUUGUCAGUUACAAAACCUGGUGUGGUUGCAAUCGUGGGUACCGAGGGGAACAAGGACUGCUUCGUCAUACUAAGAGGUGGUAAACAAGGAACCAACUAUGAUGAGGCAUCCGUGAAGGAAACUCAAGAACAAUUGAAAAAAGCUAAGCUAGUUACCGAGGAAAGAAGUGGUCCAAGGAUUAUGGUUGAUUGCUCUCAUGGUAAUAGUAAUAAAGACCACAGAAACCAGCCCAAAGUUGCAAGAGUAGUUGCUGACCAAAUUGAAGCUGGUGACGGGUCUAUUUGUGGUUUGAUGAUUGAAAGUAAUAUCAAUGAAGGAAGACAAAACGUUCCUCCAGAGGAAGAAGGAGGUAAAGAUGCAUUGAAGUAUGGCGUUUCAAUCACUGAUGCUUGUAUCGGUUGGGAUACAACUGUAGAGGUAUUGGAUUUGUUGGCAAAUGCUGUCAAAAAGAGAAGAAGUUUAUAA
Messenger RNA from Lodderomyces parapsilosis, 1077 nucleotides. It is a transcript of the gene ARO3, whose product is annotated as 3-deoxy-7-phosphoheptulonate synthase. The coding region runs from base 1 to 1077 and encodes 358 amino acids. Gene Ontology annotation, cellular component: cytoplasm. The transcript has 2 exons. Gene Ontology annotation, molecular function: 3-deoxy-7-phosphoheptulonate synthase activity. The record is from RefSeq and is a predicted model, not a curated record. Gene Ontology annotation, biological process: aromatic amino acid biosynthetic process. Lineage: Eukaryota; Fungi; Ascomycota; Pichiomycetes; Serinales; Debaryomycetaceae.